Messenger RNA from Trichobilharzia szidati, 6069 nucleotides. The record is from the annotation of a GenBank genome assembly. Lineage: Eukaryota; Metazoa; Platyhelminthes; Trematoda; Strigeidida; Schistosomatidae.
AGCUACAACGGUUACCACGACCGGGAAAUAGUAUCAUGUCUCCCUUUAUGUAUUUGGCUUCAUCUCAUCAUGUAGACGUAUAUAUUCCUAGUUUCCUGUUGUAUUGAUUUCAACUAUCAUUCUAAUCAAUGCUUUUGAUCCAUUCAAUGUUACUGAGACAUGACAACUGUUUUAGACGUCUUUGGACCUUCGAAUGACGCCUGCUCUGUCUCUGUAAAUAACGUAUGCCAAUUUACACCUCUUAUUUCGUGUUCACCAAACAGUAAUGACGAACAGCUGUGUGGCAAAAAUGAUUUGUUUCUUGCUGAAUCAACUCAUGAUGAGUCACUUCAAAGGUCAUCACCAUCGUCCUUCAAAACACCUAGUAAAGAAGUUUCUUCCCCGGGAUCAUUUGAAUUACCAUCAAUGCCGAGUGAAAAAAGUAGCUCUCGUGACUGUUCCGACGGACAUUGUUCAGUAAACUUUUUAGUUUCUUCAGACUUAACUGAUACCGAUCGUUCAAACAGUGUAUGCUCCCUUUCUCCCUGUGCACAACCAGUUGAACAUUGUUCAAAUACUAGUGAUGACUUUUGUGUUCUUUGUCCAGAGGAAUUGUUAGAAAGUGCCUUCGUCAGACCUAUACGUGCAGACAUGAACCAUGUAAGUCGCUCCAUUUCACACGAAGUUUCUAUGAAUUUCACGAGUACAAAAACGCCUCAGGACGCGUCGUUUCAAAUCUCAUUUCCGAAUAAUGAAAGCUCCGCUGCAUUUAAAUCACUUGCUUACAACGAUUUAAGUCGUACCUGCCCACUUCAAUACGAACACUACGGUAAGCCUCUUAGAUCUGAUUGUCAACAGCAACGCGGGACUGCUCCUCAUUCUACUGUUAUGACUGAAUCAUAUGUUUUACCUUCAAAGGUAUGUAAUACAAAGGCUAGUUCUGGUGUUUUUGAGGCUUCAGACCUUUCUACUUCCCAUGGUCAUUCAGUUACGUAUCCUAUGAAUUCGUCAACAAAUUUUAACUCCCGUCAAUUCAGUGAUAUCUAUCAAAAUUCACGAAGUACACCUAACCGUUUUUGUGUUCGAGAAAAUCCUGUCCCUGUUUCAACAUCUUUUUUCCCUUGUCACAAUAAAGACGAGGUGUUUCAUUGUCAAAUAGAUGUUCGUCUUCAAAGAUCAAAAUCUACCUUUGCAUCGUCAACGGUUUCUCUAAAUGCAGCUGACUCCUAUACUUCCCAAUAUGAUCCUGUCAAUCCAAGAAACAAGUGUGUAAAUAAUUCUUUUUCUCAUAAUCGAGUCCCUGCUAUUCCUGAAACAGAAAGAUUAAUAACUAGCUCUUUUGGCAAAAAACCUUGGAAUGCGUGUUCUAAUCCUAAUAUUUUAUCAUCUACACCUCACAACCCUUACGUUGAGCCAAGACAAUUAUUAUUUAACCGCGGCCGUCAUAAAUACAAAGCAACAACUACCACUGCAACCACUUACCCCACUUACAUUCAUGAUCAAAAUGCAGCUUUGAGCCGCGACAAAAUUCUACCAACUGACCGGAAACCUUUUAUCAGCAGUUCAGAGUCAGGGCAGGAUUGGAGAACUAGUGAAGCGAGUUCAGUAACCAAGACAGAUUGUUUUCCAGUGUUUGAAUGUCAUGAUUCUUCUGCAUCCAAAUACAAGCGUAAAGGUACAAUUAUGUCGGAACGUGGUGGUAAGCGUCAUAGGUCAUCGAACAAGGAAAUGCCUGUUUGUCUUUCAAGUCAGUGUCCGGCAGAUGUAUUUCUGCGUUCUGUUUUAUUACAGGAUGUCAGUCGUUUUCUUCAAAAUCCUGUACUUCAACCAUCACUACACUUAAAUGCUCCAACUCCUUUGCCAUUAUGUACUCAGAAUAAUUUCCCUGUUAGUAACAGUGAUAUUUGUUCUCGGGGCCAGAAGUACUUCCGUUUUCCAUUUUCUCUAUGCAAACCAGAAGAAAAACCUGUAGCAGAAGAGACCAUUUUUAGGUUUUUGAGUCGGUAUCCUGACGUUAAAGGGAGAACUGACCAUUUAAAUCAAGAAAAUUUCUUGGUUGAUGCACAUCGACGUGCACUUGAUAGGAAUUUUAAUUUUGUAUACUUAUCUCCCACUCCCGAGAGUCAGGUAUCAUCCUUCAACCUUUUAAAUAUAAAUCACUUGUAUGAUCGCCAUGCUGUAGACUGCGUAACUCCACCUCUCUCACCCAAAGUUAAUGACAGAUUUCAGUGUUCUACAUCUGAGUUAAUCCGAAACACCAAAUGUGACCUGAAGUAUCGUGAGGAGGUUGUUUUACUUGAUCAGCUGGGUGGUAAAGCAAAUAAAACCUGUUUUCAUUGUAAAAUGCAAAUCAUAUUGCCCCAAAAGGCCAUUAUGUUUAAGACGCAAGAUAAAGAUACUUCCUUGCCAGUUUGCAGUUCUCGUUGUUUAAUGGAGCUAAAAAAACAAGGGCCUAGUUAUAUAAUGCCAUCUGUUUCUGAUGCAAAUAGUUGUGAUUUUCCUUUCACAGUUACUUUAACGAAUGAAUCUCAUCCAUUAACUGUAUUUUUAGUAAAAAAUAUCUCUGCUAAGCGUCUAAAGCAAAAUUCAAGGCGUCUUUCUCAGGAUGCGAAACUGAAUCAUAGGCGAAAUACAAAUGACGUGUCUUACAAUCGUUCAUCUUUUGGAAUUAUUUCGUCUGUCAAACGUUGGCGCAACAUGCGUUGGCGGAGAUAUACCAGCAAAUCUUCAUUGUGUUCAUCUAAUGUGUAUCAAACGUUGCAAAAUGCACCUGUGUUCAACAAAAACUGUUCUCUGCUGGAACAGAGUUCAUGUAGUGACACUCGUGUAUGUCAUUUAUGUCAUCAGAAAGGAGAUGGAUCGAACAACGUAACUAGUAGGUUGCUUAAUUACAAUGCAGACAAAUGGUUGCAUCUCAACUGUAUACUGUGGUGCUACGAAACCUAUGAAACCAUCGAUGGUUCAUUGAUGAAUGUGUCGUGUUCUUUAAAAAAAGCCUUAAAAACUCACUGUACUCAUUGUAAUGAUCUUGGUGCAGGCUUACCGUGUUUUGAUUCAGAUUGUCAAGCUAUAUAUCAUCUUCCUUGUGCUUACCAAAUAAACUGUUCAUUUCAUCCUGAUCGAGGAAUGUAUUGUCCGUUACAUUGUAGUAGUGCAAACAGUGUUCUCUGCCUUGAUAGUUUGGCAGUGGAAAGGAAGGUUUUUAUUUCACGAGAUGAACAUUCACAAGUGGAGAGAAUAAUUUCAGAUGAGGAUAAUUUAAGCAUAGUUCAAAAUACCGAAGGAUCUAAAGCAAAACUACGUGUUGGGACACUGAUACUACAUAGAGUAGGACAGUUAUUACCCGAACAAUUGUCCAGUGGUUUUUUCCAUACCAGUAAUUUUAUAUAUCCCGUCGGAUAUUGGAGUACUCGGAUUUAUUGGUCAUUUCGCCAUACUGGUCGCCGUUGUCGUUAUGAUUGUCGAAUUGACGAUGUGAUACCAUCUGAUGAUCAAGAUGCAUCACAUUUAAAGUCUGUUUUAGUCAAGUUUACUGUCGAAGUUAUAGAGCCAAAUGAGGAGAAUAUAUACUUCGAAGACUCAACAUGUGAUGGUGUUUGGCAAAAGAUAUUAAGUCGCAUAAAUUUAUCCCGAAGACGUUCGUCAUUUCUUCGGAUAUUGCAAAGUAAUAUUCAAGGUGAGGUGUUAUUUGGGCUCACAGAACCACACGUCGUUCGUGCUAUUGAAUCUUUACCCGGUGUUGAUCGUCUGAGCAAUUACCUGUUUAAGUUUGGUAAAAUGCAGUUAAUCCAAGAGAUGCCUUUAGCAAUUAAUCCUACUGGAUGUGCUCGGUCUGAACCAAAACUCCGUACAUAUAUCCGGCGAAAGCCUGCUGGAGAAAUCAACAGUUGUCCCUAUAUUACUCAUAAUCAUGUUACUCUUGAGACUCCGGGUCCUUCCUACAAUUCAGAUGUUGGAAGUCCUACUUAUCUGAAUUCUCAAUCUCCUACUAUGACUAGUAAGUCGCAGCAAUAUCGGCGAUUACGAUGGGAGUGGAAAACAAAUGUUAUCCUGGCUCGUUCACGAAUCCAAGGGUUGGGACUAUAUGCUGCUCGUGAUUUAAGCAAAAGUACAUUCAUUAUUGAAUAUUUAGGUGAAAUCAUUCGUAACGAGGUAGCUAAUCGCCGAGAGCGUUUAUAUGAAUCACAAAAUCGAGGAAUAUACAUGUUUCGAGUAGACGAUGAUUGGAUUGUAGAUGCAACUAUGUGUGGAGGAUUAGCUCGUUAUAUUAAUCAUUCUUGUGAUCCAAAUUGUACCGCGGAAAUUCUUAACUGUGAUAAUUCAAACCAUAUAGUGAUAAUUGCUAGUAAAAACAUUGAAAAAGGUGAUGAAUUGACCUAUGACUACAAAUUCGACUUCGAAGAAGAUCGCCGAGAUAGGAUUCCAUGCCUAUGUGGUUCAGCUAAUUGUCGAAAAUGGAUGAACUAAUAAUAAUAACCUCUAAGGUUGUGUUUCUAACAACACCACUUUAAUUUCAUUUCUGUAAAGUAUGAAUUUGCGCCCAUAUUUCUCUCAUUACUUACAUUAUCUUCUCAUCUUAUAUUUCUUUGAACAUACCUAGUUCAUUUUUGAUUUUCAAAUCAAAUGUUCUUUCAGAUAUUUCUUUGUUUAAUUUUGUUCUCACUACACAACUUAGCCGACGUUUUGUAUAGAUAUGGUUGCAUUUUUUUUGUCUUUGCACUAUGUGAUAUUCUUUCUGAUGUAUUACUGCUGAUUUAAUAUAUUUAGUUCUCUUAAUUAAAUUUCAGAUUUACAUUGUGUACAUACUGGUCCUUUUGGAUCUGUGUAUAAAACAUUAAUGUGGCUGUGGGCUAUCAUUCACUUGAGGCUAAUGUGUAUAAUAUCUGUAUCAUAUUUUCCAAAGUUAUUUAAUAAAAACACAAUGUUCCAUGAUUAUCAGUGUUUUUUUUAACUUUUGUUUGAUGUUUGAGUGUUUUGUUUGCUUCCGUAUAACAAUUUUUUCUUAUCUGCAUUAGUAUUUGUGAUAUAUUUAAUUUGAAAUAGAAGUAUGUUCUGUGGAAAAGGUGGAGAAGUAUUAUGAUAUAUAUGUUUAGACAUGUUAGCGGUAGCAUUUUCAUUAACUGAAUAAUGUUCAUUAAAUUUAUCCACAAAAAGUUUGAAAGCGAUUAUACUCUACGGCAUAGAGGUUUCGUGUGGUUUUUAAACUAAAGGCGGAAAAAAACACUUACAUUGUCGAUCAUCAUAUGUAAUUCGUCAAAUGUCCAGUCAUUCAGAUUUCUCAUUCAUUCUACAGACAACUAACUUUUUGGCGAAUUCUGUACUUUAUUAAGUUUGUCUUUAGAUGGCUAUCUCAACCUUUGUGAUAUAUAUAUAUAUAUAUAUAUAUAUAUAUAUAUGGCUUUAAAUCGUGGACUGUCGCACACAUGAAUUAACUCCUUGUCACUUUUCAGCAUAUAAAGAGGCCUUAUAAUUGUUCUCUUUAUCCCACUCAUUUCUGUUUAUUUUGGGUAUUAUUAAGUCCCUGUUAAUUUUUUUUCAAGUCUACGAUGUGUAGUCAACGUUCUACUUCGAUUCACCAGUCAGUGACAUCAUCCCAAUCAUAAUAUGUUUCAUUUGUUAAAUUUCGUCAUGAACAAUCAUUAUUUAGAGGUCUUUGGAAAUCAGGGAGCACUGGACAGGUGCUUCAUCCUAUUUCGGAGCUCUUGAACAGUGCGCACCUACAAUCUUAUCAGACCCAAUUUGCUGGAUGGUUAACGAGCUUGGUCUUGUAACCUGAGGGUCCCGCGUUCGAUUCCCGGUCGUCAGUGUUCAUUGCUGAAGGGUUCCAAAAUAGGAUGAAACAGCUGUCUAGUUUCUAAUGAUCUCUAACUAAUGUUGGUUUGUGAAGAAGUCUGACAAAUAGAAUUAUUCCCAAUCCCCACAAGUCCUAAAACCUAAACGUCAUGUGUUCAUCGUUGAUUAACUUGCUGCGUAAGUUUCUUUAUUUUUAAGAUAUGUUCCAGCGAUACUUUUCCGUAACAUCAAUUCAAUUUCUGUAUUAUUGAAGAUGAAACACUCGUGUCGUUAGUACUGAAAUGCUUUGAAUGGUAG